AUGGGUUCUAACGUUACGAAAAAACUCGCGACGUCACCACUAUGUAAUGGAGGUUUCGGUGCUGACGACAUAGUCGAAGAAGUGGCUAUAGUUCGAAAGCACGGCGUCACCAAAGUGAUUGACGGUCCGACGUAUCGAUAUGGAUUAGAACAAAAACAGAUAAACACACAACGUAUGGUGGUGGCUGUGAACGAGGUGAAAAAGUUGGAAGUGGAACUGGAUCGAGCCGGACAAAAUCUCAGCCAAAUACAGCAAAGAUAUAGCGAAUGUGAAGCGUCUGUGAUGGAGUUGCGUGUACGAUUGAAGAAAGUUCGUGAACAGUUGCUAAUCGUCAGAGAAGCGGAGCGUCGUCGUAGUCCAUGA
This is a messenger RNA of Angiostrongylus costaricensis, 363 nucleotides long. Lineage: Eukaryota; Metazoa; Nematoda; Chromadorea; Rhabditida; Metastrongylidae. The record is from the annotation of a GenBank genome assembly.